Onthophagus taurus is the source of this 417-nucleotide messenger RNA. Its product is annotated as serine protease inhibitor swm-1-like. Lineage: Eukaryota; Metazoa; Arthropoda; Insecta; Coleoptera; Scarabaeidae. The record is from RefSeq and is a predicted model, not a curated record.
AUGUAUCCGAUUUUUGCCAUAUUUUUGGUUUGUGGUGUUGCUGUUUUUGGGGAAGAAUGCGGCCUCAAUCAAGUAUGGGACGAUUGUGGGUCCAAUUGCGUUGAUUAUUGCAAUAAAGAAGUUGAUCCUUAUGAAGUUUGUACGUUGGAAUGCGUACCUGGUUGUUAUUGUGCAUCUGGUUUUAUUAAAAAAGCGGUAGAUUCAGAUGAAUGUGUAACAGAAGAGAAUUGUCCUGCACCAUGCGGUCAUAAUAAACUUUAUAGAGAAUGUGGAAGUAUGUGUCCUAAAUAUUGUGGUCAACCGGAUGAUAUUCUUUGUCCGGCGGUAUGCGUUUCUGGAUGUUUCUGCAAAGAUGGAUAUGUUUUAGCAAAUGAAAAUAGCGCCCAUUGUAUCCCAGAACAUCAUUGCAAUGUUUAA